Molecule: messenger RNA, 1011 nt
Organism: Cololabis saira (Pacific saury)
Lineage: Eukaryota; Metazoa; Chordata; Actinopteri; Beloniformes; Belonidae
Gene: lsm14b
Product: LSM family member 14B
Exons: 7
Coding region: 1-1011 (336 amino acids)
Molecular function (GO): mRNA binding
Source: RefSeq, a predicted model, not a curated record
AUGGCUUCAACAAAACCAUACAUCGGCUGUAAAAUAGGGUUGAUUUCAAGAGCACAAAAUCGUUACGAGGGGAUAUUGUAUACACUUGACAAAGUUAACUCCACAGUAGUGCUGGCAAAAGUGAAAUGUUUUGGAACAGAGGGCAGACCCACUGACAGACCAACUCCACCCAAAAAUGAAAUCUAUGAGUUCAUCACUUUCCGAGGAAGUGAUAUCAAGGACAUUGCGCUAUGUGAGCCUCCAAGAGCUUACCACGGCCUACCUCCAGAUCCAGCAAUAAUACAAUCAUCCGGUGCCGGCCCAUCAAGCAUUUACUCAACUUAUGGAUCAAUGAGUCCCCUCAGGAUGUCUGCCUAUAAUCAGCUUGCAGCCAGUUCUCUACUUAACCAACAGUAUGCAGCAGCUCUUGGACUUGGGCCUGUACUUCAAGACAUGCCUAUUAGACGGGCCACUAUGGUGGAAAAGGCUGUUCAAACCAUCCAGAUGGAAAAACUUAGGCAGAGGAGAGGUGUGACGGUGUCCCAGGAACGGGGUGCCACCAGAACACGAUGGCAAAGGAGCCGUGGAAGAGGCCGGCUGAUUGUGGCAAACGUUCCAUCUCGCAUCCUCAAGUUCGAUACGGACUUUGAUUUUGAUUCCUCCAAUGCCCAGUUUAUUAAGGAGGAAGUCGAGAGGGAAGUUCACAAAAGAAUCAACACAAAGGAUGGCAGUUUGGAGCUAGAUGGAGAAACUAAGGAGAGGAUGCACUCAGCUGCAGGGGAUGGGCAUGUUGGGCCGAAGCGCUACUACGACAAAACUAAGUCCUUCUUUGACAACAUUUCCUCCGAUAAUGGCUUCAGGUUAACAUGGGCGGAGGAGCGAAAGCGCAAUGUGGAGACUUUUGGGGUCCCUGGACUGUUCUUUAGGGGCCAGGGCUUCAGAGGGGGAUAUAUUGGACGAAGAGGGCGAGGACAAAUGCAAGGCUCUGCUCAGGCACUGCCUUGGCAAAGAACCUGGACUGGACGGCUAUAG